AUGGCUGGGCGCGCGCUCGCCGCCCUGCUGCUCUGCGCGGCCCGGUGCGCUGGCGCCGGCGUCGACAUCAGCUUCGAGGUGAACAACCUCCCGGUCUUCGAGCACUUCGCCGACCCGCUGCGGGCCCUGCGGGCGUGGAUGCGGGUCCUCCGGCCCGGCGGCGCGCUCUUCCUCUCGGUGCCGUGGGCGCCCAACACCUACGACCGGAACGUGCCGGUGUCGACGAUCUACGACCUCGCGCUGGCCUACGACGACGACGCUGACGGUGCGGUCCUCGCGCCCGAGGCGGAGCGGUACUGGCGCACGCGCGUCGAGACCUACGACCGGCUCGUGGACAGGGAGAACUGCCCCUUUUUGCCGGCCUAUUCCAGCGCGUCCCUCGCGGUCCGCGACGACGCCGCCGCGCGCCAGUUCCUCGAGUCGUGGUACGCGGAACGCUGCGGCGCCGAGGACCAGGUCGCGCUUUGGGACGCGGCCGUCGCGGCGUUCGCGGCGCGAGGCUGCGUCGCGUCGACGACCGACGACAUCUUCUCCCCGCCCUCGGGCUACACGUUCCCCUACGAGGACCUCCUCGAGAGCCCGAGGCGGAAGACGGCGUUCGGUAAAUGGGCCGUGGACGAGACCUGCGUGCGAAAUGCGUCGGCGGUGUCGCUGAUGCCGCCGGGGCGGCGCGGCGCGCGACUUUUCGACUCGCGCGCCGCUUGCGAACGCGUGGACUGCCUCUUCGUCCGCCUCGACUACUCGGACGAGCGGCGCAUCCACCGGCAUCGGCCGGCGUCCCGCGAGUGGUUCCGGACCAUGACCCACCUCCUUGCGGCCAAAAAUGAGGAGACAACCCACCUCCUUAAAGUCUACGACGCGCCGCCGGCUCCGGUUCCUGACGCGCCGACAUCACCGAAUGAAUUCAAUCUCAGCGAGAAACUCAGAAACUGGAGUCCCGGCGACCUCGAUUGGCGGGCGCUCCACACGACGCGGCAUCUGCGCGUCGGCGUCCCGGACUUUGGCGUCGCCUCGCUCUGCGACUGGAUCAUCUUUCGAGAGAACGGGACGUGCGGUUUCCGGACGUACCUCGUCCGGCGACGGAGGGUCCCGCGGACCGUGUGGCUCGGGAACCGCAACUUCUACGGCGGCGACGCGAUCCGCGUCUUCGCGGACCGCGUGCUGCCGCGUCUGACGCGUCCCGUGGUCCUCUACAGCGGGUCCGAGGACUCGACGCUCCCCCUGCAAGUCGACGCGCGAUUUGGACCGAACGACGACGCGAGCGUCCUCGAGGUCUUGAACUCGCCCCUCGUUGAGCGCUGGGUCGUGGAGAACCUCGUCACGGGCGGCGUCGACUGGCCACACCCCGAAAAGAUGGUCCCGCUGCCCGUCGGGUUUGUGCUCAUGACCGCAACGCAGCGAGCGCGGACGCUCGAGCUCCUCGGGCGCGCGCGGACGGCGCCAAAGGACCUCCGGGUCGCGUGCGCGGCGAGGAUCCGGGCCGGGCCGCAGUGGGAGCCGCGCCGCCGCGUCGCCCGCCUCUGCGCGCAAAACUGGAGCGCCUUCGCCGCCGUGCCGCCGCCCGAAGCGCGGACGGGCGACGGCGCGCACCCCGGCGCGCUUCCGUCAACACUUCGUUGGGCCGCGUGGCUCGAAGCGCACGCGUUCGUGCUCUGCGUGGAGGGCGGCGGCGUCGACCCGGCGCCGAAGGCGUUCGAAGCGGUCGCCGUCGGCUCCGUGCCCGUCGUGAGACGCUCGGACCUCGACGCCGCGUACCGCGAGCUCGGCGCCGCGUUCGUCGAGGAGUGGGAGGCGCUGACCGAGACCGCGCUCGCGCGCUGGUGGGCCUCGCGCAGACGGCGCGCGGACGAAGCGCUCGCGCUCGACUUCUGGUGGCGGUACUCGCUCCGCGGCGCGGCGGCGGCGAGGGACGUCCUGGCCCGGCCCCCGGCGGCGUUCGCCUGCGCCGACGGCCCGUGCUUCGAGGACCAGGCGUGCCGGCCCGCGUUCGUCGGCGCGAGGCUGUGA
Molecule: messenger RNA, 2007 nt
Organism: Aureococcus anophagefferens
Lineage: Eukaryota; Pelagophyceae; Pelagomonadales; Pelagomonadaceae
Exons: 4
Coding region: 1-2007 (668 amino acids)
Source: RefSeq, a predicted model, not a curated record